AUGAAGACGGCCAAGACCAUGAAGACGGCCAAGACCAUCAAGACGGCCAAGACCAUCAAGACGGCCAAGACCAUCAAGACGGCCAAGACCAUCAAGACGGCCAAGACCAUCAAGACGGCCAAGACCAUCAAGACGGCCAAGACCAUCAAGACGGCCAAGACCAUCAAGACGGCCAAGACCAUGAAGACGGCCAAGACCAUGAAGACGGCCAAGACCAUGAAGACGGCCAAGACCAUGAAGACGGCCAAGACCAUGAAGACGGCCAAGACCAUGAAGACGGCCAAGACCAUCAAGACGGCCAAGACCAUCAAGACGGCCAAGACCAUCAAGACGGCCAAGACCAUGAAGACGGCCAAGACCAUCAAGACGGCCAAGACCAUCAAGACGGCCAAGACCAUCAAGACGGCCAAGACCAUCAAGACGGCCAAGACCAUGAAGACGGCCAAGACCAUCAAGACGGCCAAGACCAUCAAGACGGCCAAGACCAUGAAGACGGCCAAGACCAUGAAGACGGCAAAGACCAUGAAGACGACCAAGACCAUGAAGACGGCCAAGACCAUGAAGACGGCCAAGACCAUCAAGACGGCCAAGACCAUCAAGACGGCCAAGACCAUCAAGACGGCCAAGACCAUCAAGACGACGGCCAAGACCAUCAAGACGGCCAAGACCAUGAAGACGGCCAAGACCAUCAAGACGGCCAAGACCAUGAAGACGGCCAAGACCAUCAAGACGGCCAAGACCAUGAAGACGGCCAAGUCCAUCAAGACGGCCAAGACCAUGAAGACGGCCAAGACCAUGAAGACGGCCAAGACCAUGAAGACGGCCAAGACCAUCAAGACGGCCAAGACCAUCAAGACGGCCAAGACCAUCAAGACGGCCAAGACCAUCAAGACGGCCAAGACCAUCAAGACGGCCAAGACCAUCAAGACGGCCAAGACCAUGAUGACGGCCAAGACCAUCAAGACGGCCAAGACCAUCAAGACGGCCAAGACCAUCAAGACGGCCAAGACCAUGAAGACGGCCAAGACCAUCAAGACGGCCAAGACCAUGAAGACGGCCAAGACCAUGAAGACGGCCAAGACCAUCAAGACGGCCAAGACCAUCAAGACGGCCAAGACCAUGAAGACGGCCAAGACCAUGAAGACGGCCAAGACCAUGAAGACGGCCAAGACCAUGAAGACGGCCAAGACCAUCAAGACGGCCAAGACCAUGAAGACGGCCAAGACCAUCAAGACGGCCAAGACCAUCAAGACGGCCAAGACCAUCAAGACGGCCAAGACCAUCAAGACGGCCAAGACCAUCAAGACGGCCAAAGCCAUCAAGACGGCCAAAGCCAUCAAGACGGCCAAGACCAUCAAGACGGCCAAGACCAUCAAGACGGCCAAGACCAUGAAGACGGCCAAGACCAUGAAGACGGCCAAGACCAUGAAGACGGCCAAGACCAUGAAGACGGCCAAGACCAUGAAGACGGCCAAGACCAUGAAGACGGCCAAGACCAUGAAGACGGCCAAGACCAUGAAGACGGCCAAGACCAUCAAGACGGCCAAGACCAUGAAGACGGCCAAGACCAUGAAGACGGCCAAGACCAUCAAGACAGCCAAGACCAUCAAGACGGCCAAGACCAUGAAGACGGCCAAGACCAUCAAGACGGCCAAGACCAUGAAGACGGCCAAGACCAUCAAGACGGCCAAGACCAUCAAGACGGCCAAGACCAUCAAGACGGCCAAGACCACCAAGACGGCCAAGACCAUCAAGACGGCCAAGACCAUCAAGACGGCCAAGACCAUCAAGACGGCCAAGACCAUCAAGACGGCCAAGACCAUCAAGACGGCCAAGACCAUCAAGACGGCCAAGACCAUCAAGACGGCCAAGACCAUCAAGACGGCCAAGACCAUCAAGACGGCCAAGACCAUGAAGACGGCCAAGACCAUGAAGACGGCCAAGACCAUCAAGACGGCCAAGACCAUCAAGACGGCCAAGACCAUCAAGACGGCCAAGACCAUCAAGACGGCCAAGGACCAUCAAGACGGCCAAGACCAUCAAGACGGCCAAGACCAUGAAGACGGCCAAGACCAUCAAGACGGCCAAGACCAUGAAGACGGCCAAGACCAUGAAGACGGCCAAAGACCAUGA
Messenger RNA from Closterium sp. Naga37s-1, 2133 nucleotides. The record is from the annotation of a GenBank genome assembly. NCBI's taxonomy places the organism in Eukaryota, Viridiplantae, Streptophyta, Zygnematophyceae, Desmidiales, Closteriaceae.